Messenger RNA from Cynara cardunculus var. scolymus (artichoke), 1656 nucleotides. Its product is annotated as lysine histidine transporter-like 8. The record is from RefSeq and is a predicted model, not a curated record. Gene Ontology annotation, cellular component: plasma membrane. Bases 32 to 1522 code for a protein of 496 amino acids. NCBI's taxonomy places the organism in Eukaryota, Viridiplantae, Streptophyta, Magnoliopsida, Asterales, Asteraceae. The transcript is spliced from 5 exons.
ACCAUAGAAAAGGUGAAGCAGGUGCAAAGAGAUGGGUGAGAUGGUGGAUGGAAGGAAGCAAGGAGAAGGUGUUUCAGAAAAAAGGAUUGAUAUAAUGAGUGGUGAAGGGGAUAUCGCAUGCCAGUGCAUGCUGGAUUACUACUCCACAACUCCGGAAUCCGAGCAACUUGAUUCCCAGGUAGACCGGAAUGUAAUGAAGCAACCACCGGACCGUUGGUUUCCAAUCACCCAAUCAACAAACGGGAAUUCGUGGACGGCGACCUUCCAUUUGCUUUCCUCCGGAAUCGGAACUCAAACACUAUUUCUCCCUCUCGCCUUUGUAUAUCUCGGCUGGUAUUGGGGGAUUCUGUGUUUGUCUGUGGCAUUUGUAUGGCAGCUCUACACGAUUGGGUUGCUAGUGAAUCUUCAUGAGUCCAUCGACGGUACUCGUUACAACAGAUACAUUCAACUAUCCAUGGCUGCCUUUGGUGAAAAAUUGGGGAAACUUCUAGCCAUCUUCCCAAUCAUGUAUCUUUCAGGUGGUACGUGUGUGAUGUUCAUAAUCACAGGCGGUGGAACCAUGAAACGAUUUUAUCAACUCUUGUGUGAGGAUUGUUCUUCCAAACAGACCUUGACGACUACAGAAUGGUUCUUGGUUUUCAUUUGUUUGGCAAUUCUUGUGUCCCUCUUCUUGCCGAAUUUGCAUUCCGUAGCUCUUGUCUCGUUUCUUGGAGCGAUCAUGGCGGUUGGAUACUGUACGAUCUUAUGGGUAUUUUUCAUUGCAAAAGGAAGGGAUGACCAUACUGUUUAUGAUCCAUCAAAAGCUGUUGCCUCAGAAGUUGGUCGAGUUCGAAGCAUCUUGAAUGCACUUGGGAUCAUUGCCCUUGCAUUUAGAGGCCAUAAUGUUGUCUUAGAGAUACAGGGUACUUUGCCGUCAACCCCAAAUCGCUCAUCAUCAAACCUCAUGUGGAAAGGAGUGAUCGCAUCAUAUCUCAUCAUUGCAAUGUGUUUCUUCCCUUUUGCAAUUGUUGGAUACUGGGCCAUGGGGAACAAGUUUCCGGCCAACGGAGGAUUGUUAACCGCUCUCUCCUCCUCCCUCCACCACUAUGCCUCAAAACCGGUGCUUGGCGUCAUAUACGUCCAAGUCGUCAUAAGCUGCGUGACUGCUUUCCAAAUCUACAGCAUGGUUGUCUACGACAACCUGGAACGCGCAUACGCAAGCAGAACGAACCAGGAAUGCACAAAGUUCAUCCGUACAGUGAUCCGGAUUGUCUUUGGAGGUGUGACCUUCUUUAUAUCGGUGGCGGUCCCAUUCCUGCCAACCCUUGCGAUAUUGAUUGGAGGGAUUGCACUGUGUAUAACGUUCGGGUACCCAAGUCUCAUGUGGAUCGCGAUCAAGAAACCACCAACAAGAUCAAGAAGGUGGUGGGUUAACCUUGGGCUUGGGUGUUUAGGAAUAGGGCUAAGCGUGUUGGUCACUGUUGUUGGUGUGUGGAACUUGGCUUCCAGAGGUUUAGAUGCCAACUUCUUCCAUCCACGUUAACAGGAUACCAUUAGAAUUAACACAAUCUAACAAAUCCAAAUACCUUAUUUUACUGUUUUUUUAAACUUCAUUAUCAUAUUGUAUGAACUAACAUCAAAUAGUAAUUAAACGAUUCGACCAUAUUUUGGGUCAUU